This is a messenger RNA of Antrostomus carolinensis (chuck-will's-widow), 825 nucleotides long. It is a transcript of the gene SORT1, whose product is annotated as sortilin 1. The annotation marks the transcript as partial. Gene Ontology annotation, biological process: Golgi to endosome transport; vesicle organization; endocytosis. The record is from RefSeq and is a predicted model, not a curated record. The transcript is spliced from 7 exons. Lineage: Eukaryota; Metazoa; Chordata; Aves; Caprimulgiformes; Caprimulgidae. Gene Ontology annotation, cellular component: membrane; Golgi apparatus. Gene Ontology annotation, molecular function: protein binding.
GUCAUCCUGACGGGUGACGUCUCCGGUGGCAGCCGCGGUGGCCGCAUCUUCCGCUCCUCUGAUUUCGCCAAGAACUUCAUCCAGACGGAUCUGCCCUUCCACCCGCUGGUGCAGAUCACCUACCACCCCCGGAACUCCAACUGCCUGCUGGCCCUCAGCACCGAGAACGGCCUCUGGGUCUCCAAGGAUUUUGGGGAGAAGUGGGAAGAGAUCCACAAAGCCGUGUGCCUGGCCAAGUGGGGUGCGAACGACACCAUCUUCUUCACCACCUACCUGAACAACUCCUGCACUGAUCUGGGGUUACUGGAGCUCAAGAAGACCUCGGACUUUGGCAAAACCUUCAAGGUCAUCGGCACCAAGAUUUAUUCCUUCGGGCUGGGAGGACGAUUUCUUUUCGCUUCAGUCAUGACAGAGAAGGGCACGACGAGGCGCAUUCAUGUCUCUCUCGACCAAGGUGAGACCUGGAACAUGGCCCAGCUCCCCUCUGUGGGGCACGAGCAGUUUUACUCCAUCCUGGCUGCUAACGAUGACCUGGUGUUCAUGCACGUGGAUGAACCAGGUGACACGGGUUUUGGCACCAUCUACACCUCUGAUGACCGUGGCAUCGUCUACUCCAAGUCCUUGGAGCGACAUCUCUACACCACCACCGGUGGGGAGACCGACUUCACCAACGUCACCUCGCUGCGGGGCAUCUACAUCACCAGUGUCCUCUCUGAAGACAACUCCAUCCAGUCUGUCAUCACGUUUGACCGCGGUGGGGAGUGGGUGCCGCUGAGGAAUCCCAAGAACACCACCUGUGACUCCACGGCCAGGAACAGGGAGGAG